This is a messenger RNA of Kogia breviceps (pygmy sperm whale), 1231 nucleotides long. RefSeq names its product chromosome X CXorf58 homolog (gene CXHXorf58). The record is from RefSeq and is a predicted model, not a curated record. Lineage: Eukaryota; Metazoa; Chordata; Mammalia; Artiodactyla; Physeteridae.
CGAAAGCCUAGCAGCCGUGGCUGCCGACCUCUGGGGCCUGGAUUUACCUCGCAAAAGAGUACUUCAUUGUGAGGAAAAUGAGUCAUUCCCCAAAGACAUCAGUUACUGGUGUCCCAAAAUCAGAUAGUCCACGCUUGGAAAAUACUUUACAGUCAAAUACUGUAAAGACAAAGGGAAAACAACAAAAUAAUAAAGAUAUUUCAGCUCACACGAUACAGAGAGUGUGGUUAUCUCAUCUCGACAAAUCAAUGUUUCAACUCCUUAAGCAUACAAUUUGUGCAGUGGAACAUCAUGUGACACAUGAAACUUUGAAGAAAGUGAGCCCUUUAGAGGCUGAGCUUGUUAAAGAUCCUUGCAUGAAGUGUAAAGUUAGAUUCAGAUUUAGUGGUGAAACAUUUCCACCUUUCAUCGUGUUUAAAAUUUUUCUUCAUACUGAAGGCCUUGGUUACAAGUAUUUCAGUGGAAAAGAUUUAUUAAAGCCAUCAAGUGAGGCUGUGGUUGAUGCUUGCAAAAUAAUGGGGAAAAAGAAAUGUUAUCAUCAAAUUAUGGAAGAUGAACGUCUUUUCCAGAAGUUCAAAAUAACUGAUGAAAUAGACAUUGUCACUCUGAAAGAUUACAUGCAAUAUUCCAGUCUUCUGGAUGAGAUCCCUGCAUCUUCUGGUGGCAGAAAUAACUAUUGGCGAAGAUUAAAUCUCAAAAACAUUCCCAGGACAAUGAUAAUGUAUGACAUAGUUGAUUAUGCAGAGUCUGGAAUAAUCUCAAACCGUCUAAAAAAAGAAAUGAAGUAUCUAUUACAAAGACCAAAAACAGAAGAGAUGCAUCAGCACCAGCUACGGAUUGUUUCUCAAAUUAGGUGCCCUUCAUCCUUAUCAAGUCUUCAACCUUUAUAUCGGCCCUACCAACAGCAAAGUCAAAUUAAACAUCUGGGUCGUCGAUCUGAGCAAGCUCAAAUGAAAGUUGAAAAAAUGAAAAAAGCUUAUAAGAUGGCUAAAGAAAAAAUUGCUUCUGCGGGGACUGAACCAAAAAUGGACACACCAGGUACAAAGCAAAAAGAGACGAUGGUCUUCUCCACCCCAUUCUUUGACAUUGUAAAAGUUAAUGAACUCAUGUCAGAUGACAAAUUGGAAAAAGAGGAAAAGGAAUUAUUUGCCUGGUGUCAAGACUUGUAUAUUAAUAAUUCUCCAUCAUGUUAAAGCACAGCUAAUUGACAGAAAACCAAGUUAUUCAACAA